Molecule: messenger RNA, 1230 nt
Organism: Penicillium macrosclerotiorum
Lineage: Eukaryota; Fungi; Ascomycota; Eurotiomycetes; Eurotiales; Aspergillaceae
Product: cation diffusion facilitator family transporter
Exons: 9
Coding region: 1-1230 (409 amino acids)
Biological process (GO): intracellular zinc ion homeostasis; zinc ion transmembrane transport
Cellular component (GO): membrane
Molecular function (GO): zinc ion transmembrane transporter activity
Source: RefSeq, a predicted model, not a curated record
AUGGCCAAGAUAUCCCGAAUCCAGCGGCUUAGCGCUGUCAUCGGGAUCUCGUUCUGCUUCUUCAUCGCUGAGAUCUCCGUCGGCUUCUAUACACAUUCACUCGCUCUGGUCGCAGAUGCCUUUCAUUAUCUAAAUGACCUGGUUGGCUUCAUAAUUGCCCUUAUCGCUGCAAUCGUGGCCGAAAAAAGCACUCCUCCAAAAGCCCUCACAUUUGGCUGGCAGCGAAUCCAACUCUUGGGUGCUUUCUUCAAUGGAGUCCUGCUAUUUGGGUUGGGGAUCAGCGUUUUCCUGCAAUCCCUUGAGCGCUUUAUUACCCUACAGAAGGUCGAGCAGCCAAAACUUGUUCUGGUCAUGGGCUGCGUAGGUUUUGGCCUCAAUCUCAUCAGCGUAUUGUUCUUGCACGAUCACGACCACGGACAUGACCAUGGUAGCGGGCAUGGGCACGACCAUGGACAUGAGCACGAUCAUGGGCACGACCAUGGCCAUGACCAUGGCCAUGACCACACGCACGAUACCCACGAGCGUUCUACUGACGAGGACUCUGCGGCGAUAGGUCUUGUAGAUGGAAAGCAUAUCCAUCACAAACAUUAUAUCAAGCAAAGUGCUUCAAGCAAGCCCCAUCGGGAUCUAGCUAUGAUGGGCGUUUUGAUACAUGUUAUCGGCGACUGCGCAAAUAAUCUUGGUGUCAUUAUCGCCGCAGCGGUCAUUUGGUUCGCUAACUACGGCGGAAGAUACUACGCGGACCCUGCGGUCAGUAUGGGUAUCGCAAUUAUGAUAUUUCUUUCCUCCAUCCCUCUGAUCAAAUCUUCCGGUCUCAUCCUCCUACAAAGCGCCCCGCAAGGAGUUGACCAUGACGAUGUCAAGCACGAUCUAAAAAAGAUUCCGGGUGUUCUUGCAAUUCACGAACUUCACAUCUGGCGUCUGAACCAGACCAAGUCGCUCGCUUCGGCGCACCUCGUCAUUGAUGGCGAUAUUACGACUGAUUUCGACAGUCUGGCCAAGACUAUUCGAGAAUGUUUCCAUGCAUAUGGCAUUCACUCUGUCACUCUACAGCCAGAGAUCAAUACUAGCUUGAAACCAAGCACAGCCGCAUCAGGACACAGCACCAGUAUCGACGCUGGUAAUGAGUCUGGGGACAACGCUAGACGCCGGCAAAGUCUUGAGAGAGCGAUGAAUCAGUGUCAGAUAGGAUGUGGCAAUUUGUGCCUGGACCUGACUUGUUGCCGUUGA